Acipenser ruthenus (sterlet) is the source of this 6802-nucleotide messenger RNA. RefSeq names its product ER degradation-enhancing alpha-mannosidase-like protein 3. Gene Ontology annotation, biological process: carbohydrate metabolic process; endoplasmic reticulum mannose trimming; mannose trimming involved in glycoprotein ERAD pathway. The transcript is spliced from 19 exons. NCBI's taxonomy places the organism in Eukaryota, Metazoa, Chordata, Actinopteri, Acipenseriformes, Acipenseridae. The record is from RefSeq and is a predicted model, not a curated record. Gene Ontology annotation, molecular function: mannosyl-oligosaccharide 1,2-alpha-mannosidase activity; calcium ion binding. Gene Ontology annotation, cellular component: membrane; endoplasmic reticulum. Bases 1245 to 3809 code for a protein of 854 amino acids.
CGCCCGGGUGUCUAACAUCAUCGUCAUCAUUAGCAGUCGGUGCUGGAAGAUGUCAGAUAGCGGGGUAGGGACGCAUACACGGCGGGGAUAGCGACCGAGAGAGCCGGGCUUCAGAGAGAAGGAGGGAGCGGGCCGGGGCAGAGGGAAGCGCAGUACUGCGGGGUACGCGGCAAACCCCGGAGAGGGAGAGACACGGCCCAAGAGCUAGUGUUGUUACGAGAGAGAGAGAGAGAAAGUAAUAAAGUCGAAAUAGAGACAGCGAGAGAGAGCCCGUGCUCGUUCUUGACUCGGGUCACCAGAGCAGAGGGUUAGGGAUCGAAUCUGGUUCAGAAGAGAGAGACAGGGGGAGAAAGAGAGAGAGAAGUUCUAUAAAGAAAGGAUCCGGGAUCGACGCGGCGUGUGUCCGGUAUCUUGACACGCCUCGUACGAUUGCAGUUUGUUUAUCGCUGUGCUGGAGAGAAAGAGGUAUCGCCCACUCGCACACUCUUCUGUUUGUGGACGGAGAUCGGUGUAUCUCUGAUGUGGAGGAAACUUCCACCUGGCUGCUCCUGGUUGUGUGUGCUGGGUAUGGGGGUCUGUCGGGAUCAGUUCACCGUGCAGGUACGGUAGUGUGUCGCGGUCAAGCGGAACAUGCUGUGUGUUAUUAUAACCUGCAGCUCCCUUCGGCCGGACAGCAUUGACCUGCUUGUGUGUUUACACCAGCAAGCGCUGUGAUUCACACGCGGUGACGUGGCCCGCUUCUCAUUAUUAUUUGUGGUUCUGUUUUAUACCAUACUGACGUUUGAAGUGUUUGGUUUCUUUUCAGUUCGAGAGAUUUGCUGAAUGCAAAUAGGAUUAGGUAGUUAAACAGGUCUGGUCAGGGUCUGUAGUUGCAAUAAGCCAGGAAGCGCUGAUCAGAGUGCGCUGUGUUUACUGAGAGCGUUCAUUAUGAGAAGUAACAGGCGCAGCUCGGAGCGUGCGCGCUGCUAGCACGUUACACGCCAGUCUUUCUGAUUAAUCACACUUAAACUACUGCUUCACUGCAAGCAAACCGCGCUCCUUAUCGCGCCGACAGUAUCGAGGAGUCGGUGCGCUGUAUUUAGGCGGCAUCGGAAGGAAGGCACGGCGAGCGUGUUGCUGUGUGUUUACAAGCCGGGCUCAACACAGAGAUCCCGGCGGAGUCUGUCACACCCGCCCCGCUUCAGAGGUACCGCUCUGCAGUCUCAUCCCCGGGUCCUGUUGGAAGCGAGCAGGGAGGCAUUGCCAUGACAGCGCCGCGAUGCCGUGCAGGGUGGCUGGGGAGCACGGUGCUGCUACUGGGAGCCCUGCUGGGACUGGGACACGCCAUGACCAAAGAGGAGAGACACAAACUCAGGGAUCAAGUAUUGGAGAUGUUUGACCAUGCAUAUCAAAACUACAUGGACCAUGCCUACCCCGCAGACGAGCUGAUGCCUCUGACCUGCCGGGGCCGGGUUCGAGGGCUGGAGCCGAGUCGAGGGGAUGUGGACGACGCGCUGGGCAAGUUCUCCUUGACGCUGAUAGACACAAUGGAUACUCUAGCGGUGCUGAAUAAGCCUGUGGAGUUUGAGGAGGCAGUGCGGAGGGUUCUGCGUGAUGUGCGGCUGGAUAACGACAUUGUGGUGUCUGUGUUCGAGACCAACAUCCGAGUGCUGGGGGGUCUGCUAGGCGGGCACUCCAUGGCCCUGAUGCUGCGUGACGGGGGACGCUACAUGCCCUGGUACCAAGACGAGCUGCUCAGCAUGGCCAAGGAGCUGGGGCUGCGCCUGCUGCCUGCCUUCAACACCUCCAGCGGACUGCCCUACCCCCGGAUCAAUCUGAAGCACGGUCUGCACAGCCCCGAGUCCCGCACCGGCACGGAGACAGACACCUGCACCGCCUGCGCCGGCACCAUGAUCCUGGAGUUCGCUGCCCUGAGUCGCUUCACUGGAGAGCCGGUCUUCGAGGCGCACGCGCGCAGAGCCCUGGACUUCCUGUGGGAGAAGCGGCAGCGCAACAGCAACCUGGUGGGAACCACGAUCAACAUCCACACUGGAGACUGGGUGCGCAGGGACAGCGGUGUGGGGGCUGGAAUCGACUCCUAUUACGAGUACCUGCUGAAGGCUUACAUCCUACUGGGAGACGACAGCUACCUGGAGCGCUUCAACACUCACUACUCCUCCAUCAUGAAGUACAUCAGCCAGCCUCCGCUCCUGCUGGACGUGCACAUCCACAAACCCCUGCUGAACGCGCGCACCUGGAUGGACUCGCUGCUCGCCUUCUUCCCAGGACUGCAGGUGCUGAAAGGGGACAUCAAGCCGGCGAUCGAGACACACGAGAUGCUCUACCAGGUCAUCAAGAAGCACAACUUCCUGCCGGAGGCCUUCACCACAGACUUCAGGGUGCACUGGGGCCAGCACCCCCUGCGCCCCGAGUUCGCUGAGAGCACCUACUUCCUGUACAAGGCCACAGGAGACCCCUACUACCUGGAGACGGGGAAGACCAUCCUGGAGAACCUGAACAAGUUCGCCCGAGUUCCCUGUGGCUUCGCUGCCAUGAAAGACGUGCGGACCGGCAGCCACGAGGACCGCAUGGACUCGUUCUUCCUGGCUGAGAUGUUCAAGUACCUGUUCCUGCUCUUUGCUGACAAGGAGGACCUGCUGUUUGACAUGGACCACUACCUGUUCACCACUGAGGCCCACCUGCUGCCCCUCUCGCUGUCCACCUGCAACCACACCGGGCCCCGGAGGAACACGACUGCCCAGGAGCUGCUGGAUCUGGCUGAUCUGGACGACAGUAACUUCGACUGGUCCUGCCCCAACACACAGGGGCUGUUCCCAAACAACCCUGCCUUCGCACGCAGCAUCCGAGAACCAAUCCAGAACGCGGUGGACAAGAGCUGCCCCCGGCCCGGCCCCCACGGGGACUCUGGCCCUCAGCCCCCCCUCCGAGCGAGGGACUUCAUGGCGAACAGCCCUGAGCAGCUGGAGCUCCUGCGCAGGAUGGGGGUCAGUCUGAUCCACCUGAAGGAUGGCCGAGUGCAGCUGGUGCAGCACGCCACGCAGGCUGACAGUGCUGUUGAUGCGGAGGACGGCUUGCGCUUCAUGCAGGAGAUGAUCGAACUCUCCAGCCAGCAGCAGAAGGAGCAGCUCCCCCCUCGUGCUGUGCAAAUCAUCUCACACCCCUUCUUCGGCAGAGUGGUACUGACCGCGGGACCUGCACAGUUUGGGCUGGACCUGUUCAAAAGCAGUGUGGGGGCGCGGGGCUCUGUGGCACUGACCGAGCCCUUCAAUGGCUGCUCUGAGGUGACCAACCCAGACCUGCUGGCCGGGCGCAUCGCUCUCGUGCAGAGGGGCCAGUGCAUGUUCGCAGAGAAGGCAAGGAGCAUCCAGCGAGCCGGAGCCAUAGGGGGCAUUGUCAUCGAUGAUAACGAGGGCAGCAGCAGUGACACGGCACCCCUGUUCCAGAUGGCGGGGGAUGGGAAGAGCACUGAUGACAUCACCAUCCCGCUCCUCUUCCUCUUCAACAAGGAGGGCAAAAUCAUCCUGGAUGCGCUGAGAGAGUACAGAGAGGUGGAGGUGCUGCUGUCUGACAGAGCCAGGGACAGAGGUGCUGACACGGAGAGUCCCCACUCUAAACCAGAGGAAUCCUGCUCUGCUGCGGAGAGGGGGGAGUGUGCAGCCAGCCUCCCCCCGUCAGGCACACAGCAGCAGGAGGCUGUGGACACAGAGACAGGACUCCAGCGGGACACUGGCCAGGACCCAGAGUCCAUCCUGUCAGACUGGAGAGAGGAUCUGGAGGCCUUCCAGCAGAUGGAAAAGGAUGAGCUCUGACCACCCCUCUCCCAGGAAAGCAUGUGGUACGAACCAGAACGAGGCAGAAACAGCUCACUCGGGGAUCGUUCCAAAAGGACUCCAGAAAGGGGGGGAGCCUGAGGGAACAUGAACACUGUCUUCCAGAGGAGGAUUAGAAUAUUCUGUGUUUAUUGGACAGGGAGUAACUGAUAAAAAGAAAAUCCAAACGCAGGAACGGGGGGGGGGGGGAGGUUCAGGACCUCGAGCUGCAGCACCGUUAAACAGAUUCUAAUUAAAUAUUUUUUAGAUAUAUAUAUAUUUUUUUUUGAUUAUCAUGGGCAGGGGUCUCCAGCCCUGUUCCUGGAGAGCUGCAGGGCGUCUGGUUUUCAUUUCCACCGAGUUCUCUGUUACUUGAUUGAACCGAUUCACGUCUUAAUCAGUCCAGAUUAACAUGUUCCAGAUGUUUAGCCAUUGCUGAUGUAAAGGCAUCUAGAAAGCCUGCAGGACUGGGCUGUGCAGGACCCGGUGGAGAUCCUGCUCCAGGGUUUCUAAUUGGCUGAACAGUGGAGAUGCUUCAUAGAUCCCAGUUUUCUGUUGAUUUUGUUACUUUUCUGUUUAAUUCCGAGUGAGUGAGUGAGUGAGUGAGUGGGUGGUCUGUGUGCUGACUCAGUGAUGCAUUCAGUAUACAGGGCUGCUCUGUGUGCUCAGUGAUGCAUUCAGUAUACAGGGCUGGUCUGUGUGCUCAGUGAUGCAUUCAGUAUACAGGGCUGGUCUGUGUGCUGACUCAGAAGACUGAGUUCCAUGCAGGAGCCAGCCCCCUAUGAAGGCUGGGAGUGGACCAGACGGACCAGACCGUGAGCUUCCCAGGUCUGUCUCAGCUGUCCAUCUGGACUCCAGUCCAGUCCUUUGCUGGGUGAGCUGGCAGCGGUGUGACGGUCAUGCUUCACUUUCCCAGGGUCUGUCGGGAUCGUUCUGCACACAAGAAUAACAAUCCAUUCCCAGUCUCAUUUUUAAUAGGCUGUUUUGUGCAUUGGAGCUGCCCACCAGCAGAGGUCAGUGUUGUCUGUUGUGCAUUCCUACCUGGCAUUGCGAGAGAGUGCUGUCAGUGUAGGACAGGGGCAUUCAUCUGCUGUAGAUUUGUAACUAGGGGAGGGGUGGGUGCUAACCUUGCUAAUAAGACUUGUUAUAUAUUUGUAAUUAGAGGGGUGUAAAUUGCUAAAAUGUAUAUUAUUAUUAUUAUUAUUAUUAUUAUUAUUAUUAUUAUAGGAUGUUGUGUAUGAAAUACUGUCGUUAAAAGAACAGGUCUAUGACAAAGGAAUGUGAUUUCUUAUUUUAUUUCAAGGGGGUAUAAGUGAGCUGAUGGGAUAAAAUCCUAAUGCUGCUUCAUCAUUUCAAUAGUGUCUAAUGAGGAAGCAGCAGCAGCCCCUGUCUAUCACCUUCAUCCCUGUGCCAACAAAGAAAUAUCCAUGCUAUACAUGUCCCUCAGGGGUGGAAAUAAGACUCCCAUUGCAUAGCAGUCUGAUCCAUUCCUGGUUUAAUAAAACACCCCUGAGCUUGUUACCUACACACUGUGGCUACUCAAGCUCCUAGUAAAACCUGGAGUGGGUGAAUCUGCUGUGCUUCCAUGGCUGGUAGCUGACCCUGUGCAAUGUGAUCCCUGGCAGCCAGGCUUCUCCUGCAGUGUUUCAGAGUGUGAGGCGAGCUCCCUGAGGGACUGUCCACAGUGUGCUCUGCUCCACUCAGCCAGGGCUGCUCCAGUCCAGGUCUUGGUUCCAGCCACACCUCCCCGAAUCCCUGCACAGAUCCUGGUAAUGUUCGAGACAGUGCAGAGCGCUUUGCUCCUGGAAACGUUUUGUUAUUUGGAGCUCUGUUUACUUCAAAGGGUUUACUCUGAUCUUUUAUUUCUGGUAACUCCUGGUUUUGAAAACUCUUUAUUUUACAAAACUAGAACAAACAGUGCGUGAUAUAAUCCCAGUUCAGCACCUCCCGCAGUGUGUGAUAUAAUCCCAGUUCAGCACCUCCCGCAGUGCGUGAUAUAAUCCCAGUUCAGCACCUCCCGCAGUGCGUGAUAUAAUCCCAGUUCAGCACCUCCCGCAGUGUGUGAUAUAAUCCCAGUUCAGCACCUCCCUCCCGCAGUGCGUGAUAUAAUCCCAGUUCAGCACCUCCCGCAGUGCGUGAUAUAAUCCCAGUUCAGCACCUCCCGCAGUGCGUGAUAUAAUCCCAGUUCAGCACCUCCCGCAGUGCGUGAUAUAAUCCCAGUUCAGCACCUCCCUCCCGCAGUGCGUGAUAUAAUCCCAGUUCAGCACCUCCCUCCCGCAGUGCGUGAUAUAAUCCCAGUUCAGCACCUCCCGCAGUGCGUGAUAUAAUCCCAGUUCAGCACCUCCCUCCCUCAGUGCGUGAUAUAAUCCCAGUUCAGCACCUCCCUCCCGCAGUGCGUGAUAUAAUCCCAGUUCAGCACCUCCCGCAGUGCGUGAUAUAAUCCCAGUUCAGCACCUCCCGCAGUGUGUGAUAUAAUCCCAGUUCAGCACCUCCCUCCCGCAGUGCGUGAUAUAAUCCCAGUUCAGCACCUCCCGCAGUGCGUGAUAUAAUCCCAGUUCAGCACCUCCCUCCCGCAGUGCGUGAUAUAAUCCCAGUUCAGCACCUCCCUCCCGCAGUGCGUGAUAUAAUCCCAGUUCAGCACCUCCCUCCCGCAAUGCGUGAUAUAAUCCCAGUUCAGCACCUCCCGCAGUGCGUGAUAUAAUCCCAAAAUGAAAACGCUGCUGAUCGGCAGGGUUCUAAUCUGGAAGGGGGGGGGGUGUUCACUAGUUUUGUAGAAACUCCAAGUCUGUUCUAAACAGGGGGAGCACUACAGAUAACAGAAGUGAUUAUUUUUUGUUUAAUGCAAAACAUUUUGAAUUUGAUGUGUGUAUAAAACCUGAUUUAUUAUUUCAAAAUUGCAGAGAAUGUUUGUAUUCCUUUCUCAGAACUUUCCUUACCUUUUAUAAAUACUGUAAUUAACAAAGCUGAAUUAAAGGAAAGUCGUUUCAAUGAAA